UGCUGCAUACAGCGGAACGCAUCGAUCCAACCGCCUAAGCACUACGACUCUACCUAUCACCGACUCGGGCUCUUUUGUGCCAUUUCCCACGUGGUGCGGCUCUGCUCAUCUAGCUGUGUUUGAUAUAACACUUCUUUUCAUUGGCCGUGUCUACUCAGCCCUCAUCGGAGGGCGCGAGCUUUCCUGUCCGACGAGCUCUUGCGGCUGUCUCUAGGACGAGCAUCGCCCCGAUUCUGCCGUAUUUCGCCAUCUCGACAACACAUUAACCCAUAUAUUAUAUAAGACCACCGAGCCUAGUCAGCUCUUGUACAAGCCGACACAACGACCCGUCAUGGGAGACUCAGCGGAGCUUCGGUCAGCUCUCGUGUCUGGGAGCCCCGAUCACUUCGUGAGUUACACCAUAUCAGCAACGCGACACAGUCCUGGGCUGCAAGAAAAGUCACCACAACUAGGUGACUUCUCAUCUCUUGAUUUCUACUCGCUAGCUUUCCAAGAGCGUGAGACUCUGUCUAGCUUGAAGUCAUUCCAGACUCCAUCGAAAGAGCCCACGGCUAUUUCAGAAAGACCACUAUUGGGCGAUUUUUCUCGCUUGACCUCAUGUCUACCUUUUGAAAAGGCACUACAGCAAGCCCCUGUGCUAGCUGAUGCUGGCGAAGUAGCAGAGUCUCCUCUAGAGCCAUUUUCUCAGCCUUCAUCAACCUUUGCCGAUGCCGAGACUUCCCGGGUGACUCUGAAGAGCUUAUUCGGAAACACUCGCUCUGGCAAGAUCACAAAGCUCGGAGAUGGACUAAGGGGACUGGCCAGCGAUCUUGCGAACUCGUCAGAACCAGAACCGGAUCUAGAAUUUGAUUCUGACAGCGGACUCAGCUCUGCCAGCAAUAUACCAUGCACUCCACCCCAAGACAGUGCCAUAUCCUGGAGCCAGAAGCACCGCAAGCCCUACGUCUCAGCACCCAAGCCCGUUUACCGCUGGCGUCUCGGUUCGGAAGAGCCGAAAACCGUCAAGCAGAAGAACAUUGAAUUUUUCAAGGCAGAAACGAGUCGCGAUCGCAUGGGACAAGAUUUGCUGGACCAGCUGGUCGUAAGAGACAGCGAGAUCCAGCAGCAAAAUCCCGACAUGUGCGACAGAGGCAUUCACGUCUUCCUUGAUCAAUCGAAUAUUCAGAUCGGCUUCGUGCAGACUUGGCUAGCGGCGCAUGGUCUUCCCAAGAAUGCACACGUCAGCCCCAUGCCCCAGAUGAGUGUCAGGGCCCUCAACGAUAUUGUUGGUCGUGGUCGCGUCCACAAGACACUCUCAUCCUGCUGCUCUACCCAGAACAACGGUCGACAGCCCGAAUGGGGGUUUGACCUCCUUGCUCACAAGUGGACUGUCGAGGUCCGCGAGCGUAAGGCACUGGGCGACGGUACCCAUAAGGAGGACCGUGUCGAUGAGACUCUUCAAGAGCAGAUGCGGGAGACAUUGGCCAAACAAACUGCAACCUCAACGACCUUUAUUGUCAUAACAGGCGACGGCAAACCAGCUGAGCACUCGCCGGGAUUCGUGGCUUGCGUCAAGGACAUUCUUGCGGCAGGUCAUUACGUGGAGGUUGUUAACUGGAACCUCAGCUGCUCCCAGGCCUGGAAAGAUCUGGCGGCAGACGAGGAGUAUGGCGAUCAUUUCCGCCACUACUACCUGAACAACUUCUUGCAGGCUUUGUGCAGUUGAAAAGUAUGUGGCCGCAUGUUUCGUCGAAGCAAGGGCUGCGUGACAGCGCCCGUGACUUCCUCGAGAUGCUACGCGACCAACUUCGACGUUCAAUGCCUGUCUUCACCACUGUACCAGCCUAGAUGUCUAGAUCUUGCAUCUCAUGGUGUCCAUUCGCCUGGACCAUGUUACAUACGGACUACGAUGCGCACCAUGUGGAUGUGCAGGUUGUGAGUUUGUCUCAAGGGACAUGGCCAUCUGCUUUGACCUUCAAAACAGACCUGCGCCAAUGCCGGUACAUGGUCGCAGUUCAGGCUUAGCCACAAAUCAUUAGGGCACUAACAGGCUUUCAAUACUAAUGUAUCCCGCUCAUUCUCUACCAUGAUGAUUAUGGCCUACCCAUC
Emericellopsis atlantica is the source of this 2088-nucleotide messenger RNA. RefSeq lists its product as uncharacterized. The record is from RefSeq and is a predicted model, not a curated record. The coding region runs from base 332 to 1705 and encodes 457 amino acids. The transcript has a single exon. Lineage: Eukaryota; Fungi; Ascomycota; Sordariomycetes; Hypocreales; Bionectriaceae.